Syzygium oleosum is the source of this 3082-nucleotide messenger RNA. RefSeq lists its product as uncharacterized. The record is from RefSeq and is a predicted model, not a curated record. Lineage: Eukaryota; Viridiplantae; Streptophyta; Magnoliopsida; Myrtales; Myrtaceae.
AACAUCCACCACCGUCGUCACACCGAUCUCCGUUCACGUUCAAGCGCGAAGAAGCUUUCUUAAACCCACCCCCCCCCCCACCCAAAUUUCCAAAACCCUCGCCCGCUCCCAAACUCUCCCCGCAUCGAUCGGCGCCUCCGCACGGCGGCGGCGAGGCUCCGCAUCCUCCCGCCGAGCUCCGCCGCUUCCGCCCUAGGACCUCCGGGAAUGUCGCACUGUCUCGGCCGCGGCGGCGGCGGCGGCGACGAGGACGACGACGAGGACGAGGAGGAGGUGUCGAGCGGCAGCGAGGGCGGCGACGCUUUGUUCGACGAGGACAUGGAGGCCCUGAGGCGCGCCUGCGUCCUCGCCGGCGCGGACGCCGGCGGCCUCGGCUCGGCGGCGCCGGAUUCCGACGGCGACGACGACGACGACGACGAUCUCGGGCUGGUGAGGAGGUUGCAGGAGCGGUUCUCGGCGGACUUGGCGAAUCCCCUGACGCUGAAGCCCCUGGCGUCCCUCCACCCGGCCGCCGCGGCGACGUCCGACGAGGACGAGGACGACUUCGAGACGCUCCGCGCGAUUCAGAAGCGGUUCUGCGCAUAUGAUCACAGUAACACGGAGAACAGCAAGAAUGGCUUAUCUAGCGCUGGUAGCAUGUCCAAUGCUAUGCCUGUAAAUAUCUUUGGUGGUUGUAAAGUUUUUCCAGAUAAUGAGGAUACUCAUGACAGCAGUCAGACAUUGAAUAAAGAUGAGCACCAACCUUCUGCUUUCAUAGAGUGGCACCCGCCAGCUCGAAAGCAGCAAGGGCUGGCCAAAUAUUCUUCCUUCCCAAAAUCUGGCCAGAUAUUCGUUGAAGCCCUUAAGAAGAACAGGUCAUGUCAGAAGCUUAUUCGAAGUAAGUUAAUUCAGAUUGAAGCAAGAAUCGAGGAGAUCAAAAAGCUGAAGGAACGUGUCAAAAUCCUUAAAGAUUUUCAGGUUUCUUGCAGACAGAGAACUGGGAAGGCAUUAUCCCAGAAGAAGGACCCCCGUGUUCAACUUAUAUCAGCACGGAAGACUAUUAAGGAUUCAAAGGUCAACGAUAAAAAGUUUUCUGCUAUGUAUUACGGGCCAGCUGAGCAUUCCCAUGUCUCUAGUUAUAGAAUGGCAUUGACGAGAUUUCCCCUUUCGCUUCAGCGAAGCAAAUGGUCAGAGGUAGAGAAGGAAAAUCUUGGAAAAGGAAUAAAACAACAAUUUCAAGAAACAUUGCUUCAAAUUAGCUUGGACCGAUUCAGUGCUUCAGAUGGAGACCAAUAUGGCUUCGAAGAUAUACUUUUAUCAAUUAGAGAUCUUGAUAUCACUCCUGAAAGUAUCAGAGAAUUUUUGCCAAAGGUUAAUUGGGAUCAGUUGGCCUCCCUGUACAUUCCGGGUAGAUCUGGUGCUGAAUGUGAGGCAAGAUGGUUGAAUUGGGAAGACUCCUUGAUCAAUCACGGCAAAUGGACAGUUGAAGAAGAUAAGCAUCUUUUGUUUUUCAUCCAAGAAAAAGGGAUAAAUAAUUGGUUUGAGGUAGCAGUAUCUUUAGGGACAAAAAGAACGCCAUUUCAAUGCUUGGCCCGCUAUCAAAGGAGCUUAAAUCCUUGCAUACUGAAAAGUGAGUGGACUCCUGAUGAAGAUGCUCAGCUUCGUGCUGCAGUGGAGAUUUUUGGUGAGAGUGAUUGGCAAGCUGUAGCUUCUGCUUUGGAAGGACGAACUGGAACUCAAUGCUCCAAUCGAUGGAAGAAAACUCUCCAUCCUGCUAGGCAAAGGGUUGGUAGGUGGACUGCAGAUGAAGACAAACGUUUGAGAGUAGCUGUGAAGCUCUUUGGCCCCAAAAAUUGGAUGAAGAUAGCUGAUUUUGUUCCAGGUCGAACCCAAGUACAGUGUAGAGAAAGAUGGGUCAAUUGUUUAGAUCCGUCUCUGAAUUGGAACCGGUGGACACCAGAAGAGGAUGCCAUGUUGGAGACGGCAAUAGCAGAACAUGGAUAUUGCUGGUCUAAAAUCGCAGCAUGUUUGGCUCCUCGAACUGAUAAUCAGUGCAGAAGGAGAUGGAAAGUUCUGUUUCCACAUGAAGUACCUUUACUGCGGGAAGCUAGAAAAGUACAAAAGGCAGCUCUGGUAAGAAACUUUGUCGAUCGAGAGUCGGAGCGCCCUGCGCUUGGUCCUGGUGAUUUCCUCCCACUACCCAUGACGAGUUGUGUAUCUGACCCAGAUUCUCUAAAUCCCUCAAUGAAACAGAAGACAGGAUUGAGUGUUUUAGUGGAGGUGGGGUCCAGGAGGAAAAGAAAAGCAAAUCAAUCAAAUGCUGUGCAAGUGUCAAGAAGUAGUUGCAAUGAGGUUGAUUAUGAUGAAUUGGCUGAGAAUGGCUCCUCAAAGAAGACACGAGUGACAAAACCAUGCUCAGGAAAGAGUAGGCGUCGAAAGCAACAUAAAGAUCAUACGUCACAGCCCGUUUCAACAACAUCAGUGGUAUCGAAUGGUGAAAUCAGGGAAGUGAAUGGUCUUUCUGGCAUAGCAGAACAAGGGAAAAGCUCUCCUCGUGUUCAGAAGAAGGUGGAUCCCAAGAAACCCCAAUUUAACUCUGGUCUAGUUGUGGAAAAGGCCAGUUGCAACAAUGAUGAGACAGUGGCAAAACACGGUUCACUUUUAAGGAACAAGAAGGUCACAAAACUGCAUUUAAAUGGGGGUAGACCAAAUGGACAUGCAACCGAUCAUUCAUCAUGUCAGCUGGAUCUGACGUCGCUAGUCAUGGCCAACGGUGAAAAUCGUCAAGUGCAAGGGGUGUCUGAUUUUAGACGAAAACAGAAAAUUGUUACUUGUGACCAGGGAGUAGGGAAGAAGAGACCAAGAGUUGACAGUCAACUUGAUUUGGAGCAAGCUGUGGAAAUAAUUAGUUGCAAUGAGAAUGAGAGACUGACUAGAGAUAAUACUGUUCGCAAGAGAGAAAGUUAUCAAAUGCACGUCUAAGAAAGGACGACCAUAAUGAACACUCAAAUGAUCAGCGAUCAUCUCGGCCAGAUUCAUCAUCAUCAUUGACAAUAAAGGGCAAAAACAUUGAAGCACACGACACGUCUAAUAUGACAGAAAA